Molecule: messenger RNA, 693 nt
Organism: Arachis duranensis
Lineage: Eukaryota; Viridiplantae; Streptophyta; Magnoliopsida; Fabales; Fabaceae
Biological process (GO): retrograde transport, endosome to Golgi; endocytic recycling
Cellular component (GO): EARP complex
Molecular function (GO): SNARE binding
Source: RefSeq, a predicted model, not a curated record
AUGUCGCAGGAAAGGUGUGUAGCUGUUGACGCUCUGUCUCUUGUUGCUCGGACACUGAAUAGAUCCAAAGCUCAUCUCCGAUCAAUACUUUUACAGAGUAAUACAACUGUACUUGAGGAUUUCUAUGUGCAUCUAGUGGAUGCUAUUCCAGAUCUUAUAGAGCAUGUUCAUAAGACAACAACAAGACUCCUUCUUCAUGUUAAUGGGUACGUCGAACACAUUGCUAAUUUUAAAUGGGAAGUGAAAGAGUUAGGUCUAGAGCAUAAUGGGUAUGUUGAUUUAUCUGGGGAAUUUAAGCAUUAUGCAGCGCGACUUGCUCAUGGUGGAAUUCGUAAAGAGAUUCAAGACAAACUAUUGGACUAUAGACUUGAGAUCCUAGUAGAAACGCUUGUCAAAGGACUUUCACGGGUGAAGAGAUGUAGUGAUGAAGGACGAGCUCUAAUGUCAUUGGAUCUGCAGGCUUACUACCUUCCUGAUAAAGAAUAUGUGCAAUGGGCACAUGCACACCCGGUAAGGACAUUCCAUUUAUGUGGCUUCAUUACAAGUUCUCACACGAACUUUAAUAAAGAAUUCCAUCUUUUGCAGCUGAUAAUAGUUCAAGUGAAAAAAGUUCACCAUGUUCUCAUAAUCGUAAGUGAUAUAGUCAGUAGGGUUCAGAAUUUGGCAAAUCAGAAGUACAUUAUUGGUCAGUAA